AUGAGAGACGAGACGGGAGAUGACAGUGAGCCAACCAAGACAGGCAAAGACGCAAUUGCCAAUCGAGGAGCGCAAUUCAACACAGAUCAGCUCAUAGCGGAGAGACAGAGAGAUGACGGCGUGAGAAAAAGGAAACCGGGGAGUCGGAACGGGAGCGAGGCGGCCAGCGGGUUUUACAGCACCACGACGACCACCGCGGGCAAGGCAGGUGUCAGAAGACAAACCGCCAGCCGACAGAAGAAGAGUGAGAAAGCGAGAGUCAAAAAGAGGAACCGGCAGCUAGCUGGACGCCACGGUGGGCGGCCAUUGGGAGGGAUCGUCGUUGCUCGUCGAGACUCCCAAUCAAGAAUCAAGACGCAGAGCCACACCCGUUUUCCAGCUCCAGCUCCUGCAGCCGUCUCUCUCGCCCUCGCCCGCGCCCAGCCCAAGCGACGCCCAGUGACGCCUGGAAGCUCUGCGGCCCACGCAAUAAAAGCAGGCUAUUGCAAUGCCUGCUGCACUAUUGAUCACUACCUGGGUUGCAAGAAUGAUGGCAUCCAAGGCGGCCAACCACUGCGCAGCAACUCGCAGCUCAGCCAGCAAUCCCAGCGCCAAUUGGCAAUAGUCGUCCGUCCCACCCGGGCCCCUUGCUUCCCCGAGCUCGAUCUGGAAGCUGCAUCCCAGCUCGCCCAGCUCGCCCAGCUCGCCCAAUGCGCCUCGUCGCCCCUGAAGGCCGCCCAGAACGGCGCGCUGGAUGGGCGCCCGCGGAUCUGAUUUGAGAGAGGGGAAACGGACGCCUAGCGUUGCAGCGUGCCGCUAAUAGUCCCAUGCCAUGGCGGUCGCUCCCCCAGACUGAUUGGUCGCCUGGUCCACCUACUGCGAGGGAGGUGCAUAGGUACAUAAGGUAGCAUGUAUGUCUCUUGUGCAAAAACCGGGCCUGGGAGCUGGCAGUAGAGACGGCGAGGGGUUUGCCAAAAGAAGCAAAGCAAAUGAAGACGAGGCUGGAGGCUGAAUGGGCGCAGUCUGUGCGGACACAAUUGUCGACACAAUUGUCGACAGAACGGGCGAUGGAAUUGAUUGAUAGCAGAGUUGAAGGCGCGACGGUUCAAUGCCGUUAGCCAGCCCUAUAGCUCCAUGCCAUGACGGGAUAAUGAUCACGGGUUAUUAUCAUCAAGAUCGGCCGGCAAGUCCCGUCACAAGGC
This is a messenger RNA of Ilyonectria robusta, 1181 nucleotides long. RefSeq lists its product as uncharacterized. Lineage: Eukaryota; Fungi; Ascomycota; Sordariomycetes; Hypocreales; Nectriaceae. The record is from RefSeq and is a predicted model, not a curated record. The transcript is spliced from 2 exons. Bases 1 to 753 code for a protein of 250 amino acids.